Molecule: messenger RNA, 2416 nt
Organism: Caenorhabditis angaria
Lineage: Eukaryota; Metazoa; Nematoda; Chromadorea; Rhabditida; Rhabditidae
Source: the annotation of a GenBank genome assembly
AUGGGGAAGGUUCGCGAUACUGCUGUAGAUAUUCCAAACACUGAAGAAGAGGACAAACCAAAAUCAUGGAAAGAUGCGUUAUUCGGAAGAAGAGCUAGAAAAUAUGCAUUCGUAUUCAUUGUUGCUUUUCUCGCAUUGCUAACAAUCAAAGAUGUUGUUGAAUUAGUUCAAGAAUAUUUCGAAUAUCCAAAAGAAUCAGAUAUCAAUAUUGUGUUCAAUGAAUCGAUGACUAUGCCAAAUGUAACAUUCUGUAUGUCACGACCUCAAGCUUGGUCACAUUUUAAGGUGAAUUUAAGUGCCUCUGUGGAUGAAUGGAAUGCUGUUAUUGAUGAAAGCUUAGCGAAUAUGACUGAUCAUGAUUCAUUCAUGAAAACUCCUUGGGAUUAUCGAAUGGUUAUGGAGGCUUAUGAUAUGAUCGCAUCGUAUAGUAGUAUGGAAAGAGAAACUUCGUCGCACGGUUCAGCAAGAUCUAUCCAUGUUUUCAAAAAUGCUCCAAGAUUGGCGGGGAAGCGAAAAACUUUCAAGAAAUGGAUGAGAUAUUCUAGAUUCGCGUGGUAUUUCUUUUGAUGAAUUCACACAAAAGACUGGAAUCGAGGUUUUACGAAGAUCAAUGCAAAGAUUCCGUCGAAAAACAUUCGAUGAAGAAGAUGUAGUAAUCAAAACAAAAUUACGAAUCUCUUGGAUCUCUCAAAUGCAAGUAUGUUACCAACCGGAAUUCGAUCACGAAAACUUCAAAACCAUUGAUGAUCAAGGUGUUUUCUUCGAUAUGCUUCUAUCACACAACGCUGAAAACCUCGAAGGACAAAACAUCGAAUGUAUGUCAGUAGAUUUCCACGGAAGACCAUCUUCGCACAGCAGAUAUAUGGAAGGAAAAGGAAGAUCAAGAGAUGGUUAUAUUGAUGAAUUGUGUUUUGGACAAAGACACGAAGUAACAGUUCAUGUAACCAAUCUUUAUCAAAUGUUGGAAAACGAAGAAGAGGGAACAAGAUGUAAAGAUGUUGAAGAGGAUGAAGAUAACGAAUUCGAUUGUAGAUCUCGUUGUAGAAUGGAAAUGAUUCGUGAUAUGUGCCAUUGCACACCACUUUCGCUCAGUUAUUUGGCAAAGGAUGAUUUGGAAAUCUUCCCACUUUGUGAUUACACACAAUGCACAAUCGAGUAAGUUGAGAGAAAAGUGGAACUUCCUGGUUAAAAUUUACGCAGAGGGGGGGGGGGAAGAACCGGUUUGUUGAAUCUUUGACCAUUUUGAUAAUAUCAUAUCACUAACAGUUAGCAAAAUUUUCGAGGUCAACAUUUUUUAAUAAAAACUUGAGAGAAAUAAACCAAUUUCGAGAAAAAUCUAAUUUUUUGAAUGAAUAUUUAAAAUUUAGCGAUAUCUACACAGAAUUUUUGAAAUUAUAGUUUCUGUCUGAAAAAUUCAGAUUUUUAUUGAAAUAUUGAAUUUUCCCCAAUAUGUUUUUUCUAGCGUUCAAAACGGAAACUUCUCGGACAGCGAAUGCACCAAAAAUUGUUUCCCGGAUUGUCGUCAAAUCAGAUUCGAAAUCGAUCAUUCUGUCAAAGGUCGUAUGCUUCGUCCAGAUUUGACGCUUGUUGAACUCUCUUGGGGACCUUUCGAAUAUUUGACAAUGGAACAACAAUGGAAAUACUCAACAACAUCGUUCAUCGCCGCUUUGGGAGGUUCGAUCGGAAUGUGGUUGGGUCUUUCAAUCCUCUCACUCAUUCAAGUAAGUUUCCUGCGUCUCCGAAAUUUAAUCCAAUAGCAUUUUUUCUAGUUGUGUACCUAUUCCUACACCUAUUUCACCAAGAAAAUUGUCAAUGAGAAAAUUUUGAAAAAGGGCGCGUCAACUGAUAAGGUAAGUUAAAUGAAGAUGAAAAAACGAACACAAGUCACACACACACAAGAUUUUUGUGUUAAUUUGGAUGAUGUUUGAAAUCAUCGGCUUUUUUGUGAUCACGAGAAAAAAUAUUGCACUUUGCACAGGCUGACGAGGAUGAAGAAGCCGAUUUUUCGUUCGACAAUGGUCAAGAGAGAAAAAAGAUGUCGUUGGCUGAGAAUCCGUUUGCCAGCAUGUUCCCAGCCAACUCGCCAGAACAACCACGUAAACCAUCGAAACUUGGGUCGAGACAAUCAUCACUAGAUAAGGCAAGCACUUGAAAUUCUCAAAGUUUCUGGGUCAACUUGUCGGGAAACGUUUUUCGUCCCUGAUAUUUCGGCGGGCUUGGUUCCAACUAAAAAUAUUGGGAAAAUUUAUUCCGUUUUAGUAUUUUUUGGUUGAAUUUUGGCAAAAAGUAAUCACUACUAUGUUUUUCUGUCACUUGUAGGCUUUUCUUUUCAUUUCUAGCUCAAACCCUCAUUUUUUUACAGGAAGGAGGACCACCAGGAAGCUUCAGUUCAAAUCCAAGUGGAGCUGCAAAAUAA